Messenger RNA from Seminavis robusta, 1308 nucleotides. Lineage: Eukaryota; Bacillariophyta; Bacillariophyceae; Naviculales; Naviculaceae. The record is from the annotation of a GenBank genome assembly.
CAAACUUGCUGCACUAAACUAAAAUCAAUCUGCAAGACCAAUCGAGCUUUUUCGUUACAACCGCUGAAACAAGCAAAAGACAUCCGAACAACACCAUGAGCGAUAACAACCUCAAGUCCGUCAAAGCCAAGACAGGUCCUCGCCUGCUACCCAAGUCCUUCUCUCCUUCCAUCAACGAGGUCAUCAUUGGCCGUGGCAAGAAGGUGAACAACCACAGUGGCAAUGAAAACUUUCGAGACCUGAUUGAUUCCAAGAUCCACGAAUACGAAGAGGCAGAGAACAAGACGGCCAAGUCUGCCAUCAUCUUCCAAAUGCUUCAGCAUAUCAAGAGAGGCAGUCCCGAAACGGGAGGCUUUGUCAAGAAGGACGCCAAGACCAAGCGGUGGUACGCCGUGGAAGACACGGCGGCUCGUACCACCACCGCUCAAGCGUUCCGUGAUGCCCUGAGCAACGUCUACCGUUCUUCCAAGCAAUACAAGCAAAAGAGACGCUGGAGGCGCAAGGGCGAUGAGCCUUCUGUCCAUGAGGAAAGCACCACUACUCCCAGCAGUCCCUCCUCAUCCAGGCCCGUGGUGUCACCCCCCACUGGAGCCGGGCGCAUGGGACUGGGUGAUAUCCUGGAUACCGCACUGGGUAUCAUGGGAGAUAUGAUGCCUGCCCUACCAGAUCCCACUGCCAGCAGAGGUAGCACCGGCAAUCUAGUACCGAUUGCCCCCAAACCUGAAGUCGCGCCCAGCAGUUUUCUCCAAAGCCAAGUCAUGCUGGCUCUCUCCCAGCAAUCCAUCCAACCUAUGGCCGCUCCUCCUGCCAACAUUGACUUGGAAGCGAUCUGGAAUGGUUUGGGGAUUCAAACAGCUGUCACAGGCAAUCCAUUCGAACCUACUCCCAUUUCUCCCACAGGAGACUCCACAAAGCUUCCCUGCGACUUUUGCUGGCUCAAGCAAGAUGAUGUGUUUGGCACUGCUGCUGCGUCUGCUUCCCCCUCUGCGGCAUCGGGUGCCCUCUCUCUGAGAGAAGCCCUUGCGUCCUCAUGCACUCACAACCAUUAAAUUGAUUUGGUGGCUACGGCAUGACAGACACAAGGAGCUUGCUGCAGCGACUGAAUGAAAACAAGCAAGUAGAGCAAAGCAAAAGAGCUAGACAGCAACCAGGCCAGAAAAACCAAGAUGGGAUGCCAUGAAUCACUCUCUGGCUGGCAGCCUUUCAUUGUACAUUCACUACGGCCGUCAUUCGACAACUUCGAUACUGCACAUCAUCUUAGGACCAUACAUAUUUUAACUUCUAUUAGACUACCAUACAUGUAUGUUU